Messenger RNA from Hibiscus syriacus, 863 nucleotides. RefSeq lists its product as uncharacterized. The record is from RefSeq and is a predicted model, not a curated record. The transcript has 3 exons. Lineage: Eukaryota; Viridiplantae; Streptophyta; Magnoliopsida; Malvales; Malvaceae. Bases 77 to 640 code for a protein of 187 amino acids.
CAAAAGAUCAAAAUUCUCUACUUGAAGGCAUAUCCAAGCUCCAAAAGAACAAGGCAGAAAACUGAAACUGAAUUCAAUGAAUCUCACCUGUGUACAACCUUCGUUUAAACUAUCCACUUAUCAUGUCCCUGUAACAUUUCUGGGUUCUUCUUCUUUCUUCCAGAAUCACCAAGCAAACCCAAGCAAAUCAAGCAGAAAUUUGAGGACUUACAUAGAUGGAAUAGCUGUUAAAAGGAAAGGAGUAAUUGUACGUGGGUGGUUCUUGCCAGUGGAUCCAUGGGCACCAAACAUUGUAUCCGAAAGCAUUGCUUCACAACUUUUUGCAGCUUCUUUGUUUCCUUACGUUGGGUUCUUGUACUUCAUCACCAAGUCCAAGUCUGCUCCGAAGCUCACCCUUUUCGGCUUUUACUUCCUGCUUGCCUUCGUCGGCGCCACCAUCCCAGCCGGCAUUUAUGAGAAGGUGAAUUAUGGUACUUCCUUGUCUAAUGCGGAUUUGUUACAUGGAGGGACAGAAUCACUUCUCGCUUUAACCAACUUAUUCAUGGUCUUGGGGUUGAGACAAGCUCUUCGGAAAAUUGAGGAUGCAAAAGAAAGCACAUCGAGUUCUGUUCCUGACGUGAAAAUGCAGAAGAAGCCUUGAAUACAGACAAAGUCAGUGUAAUUCAAUUCAGUUGGAUAUUGCUUCUUUCUUCUUGUUCUCCAAAGAUUCCCUUGGCACAUACAAAUUCUUCUUCGCUGCUGACUAGAGCUUGGUUGUCGGUUCAUUUCUGAAUCUCUUCAAACAGAUUUCGACUUUCCAAUUUAGAACUAAUGAUGCUGCCAGAUUUCUCAGUGUCCUUGUUUAAUAGGGUUUUAUUUUUUUA